Messenger RNA from Fusarium odoratissimum NRRL 54006, 1235 nucleotides. RefSeq lists its product as uncharacterized. Lineage: Eukaryota; Fungi; Ascomycota; Sordariomycetes; Hypocreales; Nectriaceae. The transcript is spliced from 2 exons. The record is from RefSeq and is a predicted model, not a curated record. The coding region runs from base 342 to 1088 and encodes 248 amino acids.
GUCCGCGUGAAAGCAUGACAGCCCAUCCUAAGUUGUAAUUCUCUUCUCGCCCUUAUGACGUUUAUUUGCCUAGUACCUUUCCUUUGACAACCUUUCCAUCUGCUGAUCAUACUCUCGGCUUUAUUCAACAUCAAACAUGUCCAGGACGAAUACCUUCUACAGCCUCGGUGUAAUGCCUGCAUUGAUGGGGCUGGGGCAUCUGGCUCCAGCCAUAGGUGCUAUACAGACUGCAACCGGCUCGUAUCACUUUCCUGUGAGGCUACUUGGACUCAUUGGUACCAUAUCGGCUGUUGUUGACUGCAAGUCAUACUCUAAACUCUAUUCAAUUCCAUCCGAAGAAUAUGCUACUGACAAUCCCCUCUGUAGCCAUGGACACAUACAAAGAUCUCUCGCCAUCAAACCGACCUGCCAAGUGGAUAUGGAAUCUUUGGGUAUACGGCCUCUGGGCCAUUGUCCUGGCCUGUACUGCAACGUUAGACCUUCACACCAUAUACGACAUAUACCGUGUCCUACCUCUUGGUCUGGCUUGGGGAAUCCCUUGCGUCCCAUUGUACUCGAUCUCCAAGGGGUGGAUUCUAAGCAAGCCCAAAACUCUGCUCUUUGAAGCAAAGUCUUUGGUAGUCGCAUUCUGUAUGGCAAGUGUUUGUGCCGAAGCCAGCAUGGCUUAUUGCUGUCGACAAAAGGAGUACCAAUGUGCGAGCAGAGAUUUACGAGCAAGAAGCUUUUAUCUCGCCGUCUUAUACCAAUUCUUCCGUGAGACAUCAUGCGACAUCAGAGAUAUUCCGGAAGAUACCAAGGAAGGUCUCAAAACAUUGCCGGUUAAGCUUGGCAAACAAAACACGGUAUUACUCUUGGCUACGGUAGGCGUUUUAGCCGAAUCAUUACUCACUCACGGUAUCGACAUAACAACGUCAGGAAUUAACGUGAAAGCGCCAUUGAUUGCCCGUGCAUUCUUACGAGUUGGUCUGACAAUGACGUCGUAUUGGCAAGUUUUGAGGUUCCCCAGGCAGAACUCAUGGGCUUGGGGGUCUAUGUCACUUCUGGGACUGGCUCCGGUGCUUUUUGCACAAGCUGCUCUUCGUGACUGACUGAACAACAUUGAGGGGACGAUUCUGGAAAUCUCGAAAAUUCAUUAAGCCUGCAUAUGAAGAUCGUGAUGCGAACAACCGGGGAGUUUUGGAGACGCCCUUAGAUAUAGAUAGCGAUUGAAUAGAGUGCAAUCUGACAACGUCUCA